GCAGGAUCUGCGGCAAGCUGCGCCAACUGCGCCAUGGGUAACAAACUGAGCUGCUCCUGUGCCCCGCUGAUGCGCAAGGCCUACCGCUAUGAGGAUUCCCCCUGGCAAAGUUCCCGUCGUCGCGAUGGACAUCUAUUGAGUUCGUUCAGGUUGUGGGCAGAGGUCUUCCAUGUAUCAGCCAGCGGAGCCGGCACCGUCAAAUGGCAACAAGUGUCCGAGGAUUUGGUUCCUGUGAACAUCACCUGCAUUCAGGACUCGCCCGAGUGCAUCUUUCACAUCACCGCGUACAACAGUCAGGUGGACAAGAUACUCGAUGUGAGACUUGUGCAGCCAGGUACACGCAUUGGCCAGGCAUCGGAGUGCUUCGUUUACUGGAAGGAUCCCAUGACCAACGACACCUGGGGCCUCAACUUCACCUCGCCCAUCGAUGCCAAGCAAUUCCGCGAGUGCUGUUCGCCUUCUUUCAAAUUUUCACGAAAGGCCUCGUCGUCGUACUCGCUGAAAUUGGAUCCCCCCGGCAAGGGCAAGGUGAAGGCCAAGCGAAAGCCGCUCAGCACUCCGGCGUCGCCGUCGCGCGUCCGCCAGGAGCCCCAGUGCACCUGCAUGUCCGCCGAGCAGUAUGCGCGCCUGCGAACCGAUCCCCGUGUUAGAGGUUCAUCCACUUUGCCGCGUAACGUUGGUUCGCACCGAAUCACCGACGUCGACGGCCAGCAGCAGAUUGGCUCCGGAAAAGUGAUCAGUGCGGUUAGCAGCACCUCGCUGUAUGACAAUGUGGCCAGCGGUGGUCCCGGAACCAACCAGGGAGCAGAUACCUUGCCGCGCCAGAUGAAGGGCGGUCAGCAGGACAGACAGGAUGUGGCCAAUACCGGAGUCAAUACAAACACUCCGGGCGUAAUUGUCACUGGCGUCGGCAAUGUCGGCUCCGAUAUGUGCGGCCAGAAUCACGUGGGCUCACAGGUGGGCAAUGAUGACCCGGCUGCGUGCCAAAUGGACAUGGAUCUCUCCAAGAGCGAGGGCACACAGGCCGGCGGCGGACUGCACCAGAGCGUGGGCACAUGCACCUCCUCCUCCAAGGGCACCGGCACGCGCAACAAGGACUUUGGCGAUGAUAUGACACGCGACGCGCACUCGCACGACAUGCACCAGCACAAUGUAAUCAACAACAACACACGGCGGAAGACCAAGAGCACCGAGGACAUGAACGUGGACACCAGCACGCUGAAGCGCAUGCUGAAGCCGAUGCCCAGCACCGAGUCGCCGGUGACCUCGCCGGAGAUGGGGCGUCGGCGCUAUAACUACUACAAUGCGAAUGCGGCCCAGACAUUGGGCCAUCCGCCGCACAUGCACCAGCAUGGAAUGGCCAUGGGAAUGGGCGGCGGUGGCGGCGGCGGAGGCGGUGGCCACCACAUCAUGAACAACAACACGAUGGGCCGUGCCAGCAGUCAGUCGUCGCGCUUCUCCGGCUCGAGAUCCUCGCAUGAAAUCGGACGCGGCUAUCCGCCGCGCAAUCUGUACUUGGAACUGGAGCGGGAACGCAGCUGCAUCGAGGGUUCGCCGCCCUCGGACAACGUUAUGUUCGAUAAUCAAUGCUAUGCGACCACUCCGAGCUCCAGCAAUGGCAACUCCGAUCAGGAUCAGUCGUACGGACAGCAGCAAUCAUCGGGUCAGCAUCCACAGCAGCAGCAGGGACCGCCGCAGCGAUCCUCGCGCCAUCAGCACCAUCAUCAGCAGGCACCCAAUGUGACCCCCACUCCGGGCUCACCCACAUCGCGGCUGCUCCUCGAGUACGAGAUGCAUCUGAGGAACACUCUGGCCAAGGGCAUGGAUGCCGAGUCCUACAGUCUGCACACUUUCGAAGCCCUGCUCUCGCAGAGCAUGGAGAAUCUGGAAUUCGCUGAAAGCCUACCCGGAUCGAACCAGCGCAGCCCAUAUCCACUACGUAGGCCCAAUGCAAAAUCUUCCACUUUGCCAUUGCCGCCACAUCGACCAUUGUCUACUAUUCGCGAUAAGGAGAGGGAUCGCGAUCGUGAUGGCUACUACAGUGAUCGCAAUGAGUUGAUCAGGGAGCGGGAACGCGAACGCGACCGUGGCUAUCUAUCGGAUCAUAACUCCAGUUUCUCCAACUCGCGUUGCGCCUCUUGCAUUGGUGAAUCGGCUCGGGCCCAGUGGUUCCGUCACUCCGAUGGCUGGCGUUCCGGCAGUUCCACUAUUGGAUCCGGAUCGGGACAUGGCAUGAUGACCCAGCAGGUUCCUGGCUCCGGGCACAAACGUUCGCCCUGGGACUCGCUGCCUUCAUUGAGACAGGACAGCAGUCUCAACGAUUCGGGAUACAAGAGUGCUCGUGCCGAUUCCCUAGAACAACGUGCCGAGUUCAUACGUCAGGAUAGUUUGCGAUCAGAGUAUUUGAGCGAUCGCGAGUCACGCUACGGAAUUGUUCAACAGGCUUCCAUCGAGAGCACCGAUUCAAGGAUGUGCUAUCUAACAUCAUCAGAGCUUUAA
Messenger RNA from Drosophila erecta, 2499 nucleotides. RefSeq names its product protein still life, isoform SIF type 1. The record is from RefSeq and is a predicted model, not a curated record. Gene Ontology annotation, biological process: activation of GTPase activity; small GTPase-mediated signal transduction; positive regulation of axonogenesis. Lineage: Eukaryota; Metazoa; Arthropoda; Insecta; Diptera; Drosophilidae. The transcript is spliced from 13 exons. Gene Ontology annotation, cellular component: membrane; synapse. Gene Ontology annotation, molecular function: guanyl-nucleotide exchange factor activity. The annotation marks the transcript as partial.